Molecule: messenger RNA, 1668 nt
Organism: Coccidioides posadasii C735 delta SOWgp
Lineage: Eukaryota; Fungi; Ascomycota; Eurotiomycetes; Onygenales; Onygenaceae
Biological process (GO): secondary metabolic process
Molecular function (GO): CoA-ligase activity
Source: RefSeq, a predicted model, not a curated record
AUGUCUUCUGCAACUAUGGAUUUCUUUAGGCCAGAUGAAUAUCUGCCUUUGCCGACCAAGGAUAUCCUCUCUUGGAUCUUUGACGAUCCCCAGUAUGAUCAAGACAAGCCAAUCUAUAUUAAUCCGCACAAUGCCUCGGAAUCAAUUUCGUGUAAUCAGGCUCGAGUGUUGGUUCGGAAACUUAUUGCCGGCCUGAGGGCAAACGGCUUCAAAAACGGCGAUUGCCUAAAUGUCCACUCGUUCAAUGACAUCUACUACCCCAUACUCUUCCUUGCAGUGAUUGGUGCUGGCGGUGUCUUCGCGGGGACGAAUCCAAGUUACACCCAAUUUGAGCUGUCACACCAUAUCAAAACCGCUCGGGUCAAUUUCCUGAUUUCGGAGCCCGAAAUUUUGGAAAAUGUCCUCUUAGCGGCCAAGGAUAAUAAUAUCCCCUCUUCGAGAGUUUGGGUUUUUAACACUAAUGGACGACCUCUGCCACCUGGUUGCAGUUCAUGGACCGACCUCAUGAACUACGGCGAAGAGGAUUGGGUACGGUUCAAUGACCUAGACACAUGUAAGAAUACCACAGCAGCGAGGCUAUUCAGCAGUGGAACCACUGGGCUCCCCAAAGCGGCUGUGAUCAGUCAUUAUAAUCUUAUCGCCCAGCAUGAGCUGGUUUUUGGGGUGAUUUCCUUACCGUAUGAGAUUUCGCGCAUCGUGGCAGUUCCAAUGUUUCAUGCAUCCGCUGUGCCGUCGACACAUACCAGUGCACUCAAAGCCGGACAUGUCGUCUACGUCAUGCGCCGUUUCGAUCUUGAAGCGUUUCUAAAGGUCUCUCAGAAAUACAAAGUCACUGAGGCCUCUACCGUUCCACCAAUGGCCGUUGCUAUCGUUAAAUCGCCAUUGUCCAAACAACCUUUUUUGAAAAGUGUACGGAGCGGAGCAGUGGGCGCUGCUCCUCUCGAUAAAGGCGUUCAAGCGCAGUUUCGUGCUUUGUUGAGCGAACGAGGGAGAUACACCCAGGUAUGGGGCAUGACUGAAACUUCCUGCGUUGCGACAAGGUUCCCUUGGCCGGAAGAUGACACUACAGGCUCUGUUGGGCGGCCUAUCCCUUGCCUUGAGAUGAAGCUCAUAGACGAUUCCGGCAACAACAUUUCUGCCUAUGACACCCGCGGCGAGAUUUGCGUUCGUGGUCCAACUAUCAUCUCGGGCUACUUUGAGAAUCCGCACGCGAACGCUGAAUCGUUUGACUCUGACGGCUUCUUUAAGACGGGAGACAUCGGCUACUGCGACAGCAAGACCAAGAAGUGGUAUAUCGUCGAUCGUAAGAAGGAACUUAUCAAGGUGCGUGGAUUCCAGGUAGCACCGCCGGAGAUCGAAGCCGUGCUGCUUUCUCAUCCUUUGAUCAUGGAUGCUGCCGUCAUUGGGGUGACUUUGCCAGGGGAAGAGAAGGUCGAGCACCCGCGGGCCAUUGUGGUCAGGCAGCCGGUGCCAGAGGCGCAGAGCUUGAGUGAAGAGGAGGUGAAGAGAUUUGCGGCCGCCAGGUUAGCCAAGUAUAAGAGCUUAACGGGUGGAGUGAAAUUUGUGGAUUCGAUCCCGAAGAAUGCGAGUGGGAAGAUUUUGAAGAGAUUGCUGAGGGAGCAGGCGAAGGAGGAGAUUAAGCAGGGACUGGUGGUUCCGAAACUAUAA